CACCGCUUCCAGUAUGUUUUCCGCGCCAGUAGCCGUGCUAGCAGCGCCUGCUUCAGCGGCGGCCUUCGCAGCACAGCCAGCAUCUAACAGCAUCGUUUCUGAGUCAUGGGAGUGCUUAUAUGUGCUCCUGACACACAUAGCCUCCGCCAAUUCAUCAUCCGCAUCUAAGCACAGUACCGCACACUCCCUGCACACCUCCACAUCAGCAUUCGUCUCAGCAUCACGCUUCCUGCCUUCAUCGUCGAGUUCAGCGCCUCUUGCGCUCACAUACGCACCAACAGUUCCUGUAAUUGCAUCAGAAUCUGCUACAGCCUCUAUCGCGCCUGCCUCAGCAGCAGCCGCGCCAACAGCGGCGCUUGCCGCGCCAGUAAUCGCUCAACUGAGCACUAGAGCCUUGGCCAGUUUGGUGCGAGUAACGCCAAAGUCAAUCGCACCACUUUCAGCACUAGAGACGCUCAUAUCCGCGCACCCUGUGUCAGUAUCCGCAUCAGUAACUCCAGUAGAAUUGUCUGCCACACAAGUUUUUGCGCUCCCUGCGCCUGCACCAGUCUCUGCACUAUUCAUACCAGUAUCAACGUCAGCUGCGCAUUUCUCUGCGCCAGUCCCAGCUUCAGCGGCAUCAAUCGCCGCGCCAGUAAAAGUGCUAGCUACGCCAGUCUUUACAUAUGCUGCGCACACACCUGUUUUAGCGUUUGCUAUAUCAGCGGCGCCUAUCUCCAAGUCCGAAAUGUCGGUCUCCGAAUCAAUUGCACCAGCCACUCCAGUACCCCCGUUUGCUACGCCAGGCGCCUCGCUGGAGGCUCCAGUAGCCACGACUACAUCCAGUUUAGCUAGUUUAGCAUAUGCUCAUAUGAGCUCAACACCGAUUAGCCUCGCAUCCAGUGAUGCAAUAGCCUCGAAUAUGUUCGCAGCGGCGGCGGCAGCGACGUCUGUUACGCCUCGCACCUCACCGCUCCUCGUACUUCUGUCAGAGCCGUCUCAGUUGGACUGUACUAUGUUUUCGGCGCUUCAGUCCGCCUCAGUCUUCUCCUCAGCAGCUCUAGUGAGCAUCGCAUUGUCUAGCCCUGUACUCAGCCGCCAGAUAACAGUAAAUACACAGUCGGCAGUGAAGCCAAUCAACGCUAUCUUGUUCCAGUACGCUUCGGCGCGAUUGGCCGCAUCCGCCUUCCUGGCUGCGCUCAUUCUACUUGCAGCACUCCUAAUCAGCACAGAGUACAUUCCAACGCUAGAUUCGGCCACAGAAGGCCUCAGCUCAAUCUUAUACUCACUCCACAGAUACCUUGAGUACACUGAAGUGUUCAGCACACGCAUGGCGCUGCUCCGCUCUCCAGUGAGCCGCGCUCCUCCUUCUAUAGGACAGUUUUGGGCCACAGAGGGCCAACGCAUUGGUUUUGACGCUCAUCACUCAGGUCAGUCUGAUAUUCAUACCUGCACACUCGACUCGUUUGUCUUAUCAGAGCUACCUUCACUCAGCAAGCAGUCUGCCCUCAUCAGAAUCAGUACUCAUCACUCAUUCGAUCCUCUGAGAUCCAGUUUGAGCUCAGCUGAGCCAGAAACAAGAGUAAGGCUCACUCCGCACAUUGAAGUCGUUCCAGGGGCCCUCUUGGUCCAUUUACAUCGUCAAGUAGAAGGGUCGUUGACCUCUACAUACAUUUGCGCACACUGCACCGAGCCAGUCCAGUACAGAGAGACACAACAGCGACCUUUCUCGCAUUCUAGCGACUCUACAGUCACUGCCCUGGCUCCAAGGUUCCAUUACUCAUCCAACAGCAAGAUUGGGUCGAUUUUUCCGACGCCUUUGGCGUCGCGGCGGCGGGAUGUUAACGCUCAUUUCAGCCAAACAAAAAAAAGUAAAAAGUUCGUUACACUACCUACCAGUUUUACCUAUUUCCUUUCCGAACCGGUUGCUGGCCACGCAGCCUAGUGGCGCGACUCGGAACCUGUUCGGUACCACGUUUCCGACUAGAUUUUA
Planococcus citri (citrus mealybug) is the source of this 1972-nucleotide messenger RNA. Its product is annotated as ice-structuring glycoprotein-like. The transcript has a single exon. Bases 14 to 1924 code for a protein of 636 amino acids. NCBI's taxonomy places the organism in Eukaryota, Metazoa, Arthropoda, Insecta, Hemiptera, Pseudococcidae. The record is from RefSeq and is a predicted model, not a curated record.